Erigeron canadensis is the source of this 1005-nucleotide messenger RNA. RefSeq names its product merozoite surface antigen 2-like. The transcript is spliced from 4 exons. Bases 1 to 1005 code for a protein of 334 amino acids. NCBI's taxonomy places the organism in Eukaryota, Viridiplantae, Streptophyta, Magnoliopsida, Asterales, Asteraceae. The record is from RefSeq and is a predicted model, not a curated record.
AUGGCAAGAACAAGAUCUAGUGCUGGAACUAGCGGCGGUCGUGGAAGAGGCCGUGGUGAAAACGAAGACUCUGGUCAAGGUCGUGGUAGUGGUCGAGGAACUGGACGGAGUGGAGGCCGUGGUAUUGGUCGUGGCACUGGGCCUGAAGUAGUUCAAGGUGUUGGCCGCGGUGCAGGUCGUGGAAAUGAACAAGCUGGAGGUCGAGGUACUGGUCGUGGAGUUGGUCGUGGUGCAGGCCGCGGUGGCGGCCGAGGUAGCGGUCGUGGACGUGGUCGUGGUGAAGCUGAAAAUGAAACUACUAAUGAGCAAACUAGAAUGCAACCAGACCCAGCCAUGAUUGCCAUGAUCACCCAAGUGGUUAAUACUAUACUCGCACAAAAUGCUCAAAAUGCAGAUAAUGAAGAUGCUCAGUAUGAUGAUGCUCAGUAUGAGGACGCUGAGGAUGAUCAGGAUGAGGAGGCUAUAUUGAGGUCUGAAGCUAUGACAAAGGAGUUGGUUCAGUGUGGAACUAUUACUGCUAUUGGGACAAAAAGAAAGGAAACCAGUGGGAUGAAUAAUAAUAAGAAAGUUUGGCGAUCUGAUGGGAAGAGACAAAACAGAGGCAAGGUGUUUGUAGUGACUGAUGCUGGCAAAAAGGAAUAUAAUAGAGGCAAUCAGGCUCCAGCUGCUAGAGGUCGUGCUUUUGUUCUGAAUGCUGCUGAGGCUCGCAACGAACCGAACGUGGUUGUAGUCGAUGUGACGAUUCUAUGUAGUGCAAAAAUUGUUAGAAUCCCCUUACCAAAUGGUGAGAUACUAGAGGUUCAAGGCGAGGUGUCUAAUUCUUUUGAGGGUCGUGUCAUGAGUGCGUCUGCUAAAGAGGUUAGCUUGAUUAAUGUCCCCGUUGUUCGGGAUUAUCAGGAUGUCUUCCCUGAUGACUUACCUGGCUUACCUCCGUCUCGACAACUUGAUUUUCGCAUUAGUCUCGUUCCUAAUGCAGCUCCUGUAGCAAAAUCUCCCUAUAGAUGA